AUGGUGGUGACACCGCAUGAGCAGGUGGAUGAAGCUGAACUUGGAGGGAUCACCUGCACGUCCAAGGAGCUAAUAAAGGAGGCAAUCCUUGACAAUGACUUCAUGAAGAACCUGGAACUGUCUCAGAUCCAGGAGAUUGUGGAUUGUAUGUACCCCGUGGAGUAUGGCAAAGACAGCUGCAUCAUCAAGGAAGGAGAUGUGGGCUCCCUGGUGUAUGUCAUGGAAGAUGGGAAGGUUGAAGUGACAAAAGAAGGUGUGAAGCUGUGCACCAUGGGGCCUGGUAAAGUCUUUGGGGAGCUGGCCAUCCUCUACAACUGCACCCGGACUGCAACUGUCAAAACUCUCGUAAAUGUGAAACUUUGGGCUAUUGAUCGACAAUGUUUUCAAACAAUAAUGAUGAGGACAGGCCUCAUCAAGCAUACUGAGUAUAUGGAAUUUUUAAAAAGUGUUCCCACAUUCCAGAGCCUUCCUGAGGAGAUCCUUAGUAAGCUUGCAGAUGUCCUUGAAGAGACACACUAUGAAAGUGGAGAGUAUAUUAUACGACAGGGUGCUCGAGGGGACACUUUCUUCAUCAUCAGCAAAGGGAAGGUGAAUGUGACUCGUGAAGAUUCCCCCAGUGAAGAUCCUGUGUUUCUCCGUACUCUAGGGAAGGGAGAUUGGUUUGGAGAAAAAGCCCUUCAAGGGGAGGAUGUCAGAACAGCCAAUGUCAUCGCAGCUGAAGCAGUAACUUGUCUGGUCAUAGACAGAGACUCCUUCAAACACCUGAUUGGUGGCCUAGAUGAUGUCUCCAAUAAAGCCUAUGAAGAUGCAGAAGCAAAAGCAAAAUACGAAGCCGAAGCCGCUUUCUUCGCCAACCUGAAACUGUCGGAUUUCAACAUCAUCGACACCCUGGGAGUCGGGGGCUUUGGACGAGUUGAGCUGGUCCAGCUGAAGAGUGAGGAGUCCAAGACGUUUGCCAUGAAGAUCCUGAAGAAGCGCCACAUCGUGGACACCAGGCAGCAGGAGCACAUCCGCUCCGAGAAGCAGAUCAUGCAGAGCGCGCACUCCGACUUCAUCGUCAGGCUCUACAGGACGUUCAAGGACAGCAAGUACCUGUACAUGCUGAUGGAAGCCUGUCUAGGUGGAGAGCUCUGGACAAUUCUCAGGGACAGAGGUUCAUUUGAGGACUCGACCACCAGGUUCUACACAGCGUGUGUGGUGGAAGCUUUUGCCUAUUUGCAUUCCAAGGGGAUCAUUUAUAGGGACCUCAAGCCAGAAAAUCUCAUUCUGGAUCAUCGAGGUUAUGCCAAACUGGUCGAUUUUGGCUUUGCAAAGAAAAUAGGCUUUGGAAAGAAAACAUGGACUUUCUGUGGGACCCCGGAGUACGUGGCCCCCGAGAUCAUCCUGAACAAAGGGCACGACAUCUCAGCUGACUACUGGUCCCUGGGAAUCCUGAUGUAUGAGCUCCUGACUGGCAGUCCCCCUUUCUCAGGCCCAGACCCCAUGAAGACCUAUAACAUCAUACUAAGGGGAAUAGACAUGAUUGAAUUUCCAAAGAAGAUUGCCAAAAAUGCUGCUAAUUUAAUUAAAAAACUAUGCAGGGACAAUCCAUCAGAAAGAUUAGGGAACUUGAAAAAUGGGGUGAAAGACAUCCAAAAGCACAAAUGGUUCGAAGGCUUUAACUGGGAAGGGUUACGAAAAGGGACACUGACACCUCCCAUCAUCCCAAGUGUUGCAUCUCCGACAGACACAAGCAAUUUUGACAGCUUCCCAGAGGACAGUGAUGAACCACCCCCUGACGACAACUCAGGAUGGGACAUAGAUUUUUAAGGUCUUUCUCUUACCUGCUUCUGCCUUGCUGAGGACAGCUCUCCUGGGACUUGGCUGCCAGCGAAACCGAAAGAACUGGGGAGGAUUAGUGCUCGGGGUCACCAUGAUGCCUUGAUUGAUGCUGCUACAGUAACUACAGUGGCAUUAGGACUUCUUGCUUAGAUGACAAUAGUACUCUUCAUGUUUUCUGUUUGAACUUGAAAUAGCGGUUUGACAUGGUGGUCCUGACACAAAAGCCUUUCACCAGGAAAGAAACGUGGUUUCUGUCACCACCACGAUCUUGCUACGCUCUUAAUUAUUCAA
This is a messenger RNA of Chaetura pelagica (chimney swift), 2112 nucleotides long. It is a transcript of the gene PRKG1, whose product is annotated as protein kinase, cGMP-dependent, type I. The transcript is spliced from 18 exons. Lineage: Eukaryota; Metazoa; Chordata; Aves; Apodiformes; Apodidae. Bases 1 to 1809 code for a protein of 602 amino acids. The record is from RefSeq and is a predicted model, not a curated record. Gene Ontology annotation, biological process: protein phosphorylation. Gene Ontology annotation, molecular function: cGMP-dependent protein kinase activity; ATP binding.